AUUUGAUCUCUUUUUUCACCUGUUCUUCGUAACCAAACUCAUGCAGCCCAACUGUUCGACAUAUUGCCCGUGUGAUGUAAUAUAAUCUGUCUGGUCAUCAGCACGAAGGAUCGAUCCGAGGAAGCUUAAAACGAUGCCUUUCGGGUUAGUUUCGGCUUGGAACAAGCGACGGAGAAGCAAAUCUCAGGAUCAUACCGACCCAUGGGUUUAUAAGCCGGUUGAGUGCUGGCAGAUUGAGGAGAAUCAGAUUCCCAGGCCAGGAAAGAGACGACAGGGAUCAUCGGUGUUCACGCUCAAGGAGAUGGAGGAAGCGACGCGUUGUUUCAGUGAUGAGAAUCUGCUUGGGAAAGGAGGGUUUGGCCGAGUUUAUAAGGGCACUCUUCGAUCAGGAGAGGUUGUUGCAAUCAAGAAGAUGGAUCUUCCGGCAUUCAAAGAAGCCGACGGAGAACGCGAGUUUCGCGUAGAAGUCGAUAUCUUAAGCCGACUUUACCACCCGAAUCUGGUGUCAUUGAUAGGUUACUGUGCAGACGGAAAACACCGGUUUCUAGUCUACGAAUACAUGCAGAAAGGGAACCUGCAAGAUCAUCUAAAUGGUAUCGGUGAAACGAAGAUGGAUUGGCCUUCGAGGCUGAAGGUGGCCAUCGGAGCAGCUAGAGGGCUUGCUUAUUUACAUUCCAGUUCUGCUGUUGGGAUCCCUAUUGUUCAUAGGGAUUUCAAGUCUACCAAUGCUCUUCUCAAUGCCAACUUUGAAGCCAAGAUAUCUGAUUUUGGAUUAGCCAAACUGAUGCCAGAGGGUCAUGACAUUUAUGUGACAGCCAGAGUUCUUGGUACAUUUGGCUAUUUCGAUCCCCGAAUACACUUCGACGGGGAAAUUAACUUUACGAAGCGAUGUUUAUGCGUUCGGAGUGGUUCUCUUAGAGCUUUUAACCGGACGCCGAGCUGUUGACAUAAACCAAGAACCGAAUGAUCAAAAUCUUGUCCUCCAAGUUAGACACAUAUUAAAUGAUCGGAAGAAGUUACAGAAGGUGAUCGAUCCAGAGAUGGCUCAGAAUUCGUACACCAUCGAAUCCAUCGCUAUGUUCGCGAACAUGG
Molecule: messenger RNA, 1092 nt
Organism: Hibiscus syriacus
Lineage: Eukaryota; Viridiplantae; Streptophyta; Magnoliopsida; Malvales; Malvaceae
Product: probable serine/threonine-protein kinase PBL28
Exons: 7
Coding region: 134-946 (270 amino acids)
Biological process (GO): protein phosphorylation
Molecular function (GO): ATP binding; protein kinase activity
Source: RefSeq, a predicted model, not a curated record